Cadophora gregata is the source of this 1083-nucleotide messenger RNA. RefSeq lists its product as uncharacterized. The record is from RefSeq and is a predicted model, not a curated record. The coding region runs from base 547 to 1083 and encodes 178 amino acids. Lineage: Eukaryota; Fungi; Ascomycota; Leotiomycetes; Helotiales; Ploettnerulaceae. The transcript has 2 exons.
UGCCGGCCAACGAGAUGUACCAACGUCCAAAGUAAUUAAUUCCCAGCGGGAAAUAGGAAUUAUGGCCAGUUCCAACAUUUCUACAGCUUUGUCGCUAUCUCCAAACCCCAUUCUCUAUCUGCAAAGCUGAGAUAGAAGCGCAACGCGCUACGCCACUUCAGGAGAUACUCUCGAGCUCUCCCACAAUUUGAUUGGCGGAGGCGGCGAGACUGGCAUGCCAAGCCAUGGAUAGCAUCAUUUAGUCGCGAGUCGUACGUACAUCUGCGGGCUAGGAACAAUUGAUUUGAAGUUUUGAUAGACGAUGGAUUGAUAGGCGUAUGCUGCGUCAUGGCACAGGAGAAUUUAUAUAAAGUCUGGUGAAAGCUUCAUUCUAUGUCCUGUUAUUUUCUGCAGAUUUCAACUUUGACUGACCUUGUUGGAGAUUGAACUUCCAAUCAACCUGACUUCGAGACCCAUCCCGGUCAUUAUAUGAAGAAGGAAUCUGGUGCUUUUGAGAAUAGACAUUGACUCAGCGUUUUCUAAGUUUCCGGCUUCAGGCUUCGCAAAAUGGGAGAUGUCCUGCAGCUGGUCGUCGGGAAUGGCGCCCCAAUCCUGGCAGGAUGUUUGGGCUACUUCCGACCCAUGGAUGCGGCUAAAAUCGUAGGUGGUGUUUUGACUAUUGGAGGAGCAGUUGGAUACCUCUACCCAAUUCCACGUAAGUCCUUCCAAGCUCCCAUACUUUCUAGUCUCCUCUCUACACUUCACUUUCUUCUACUUCACGCUGAGUCUGAAUUUGUGACUGAAACACUGACAUCCCACCCAGUGGCAAGGUUCUUCGGCAUUCCCUUCGCCAACUCAACAAACACACACUUCGUCCCCGGGAUCGGCGGUCGCAACACCGCUGCAGGAAUCACAGCUCUGACUCUCGCUUUCCUGGAAGAGAGAAGGGCGCUUGGAGUUCAGUUGGCCGUGUGGACGUUGGCUGGCUGGGCAGAUAUUGGGAUUUUGAUGUCGACGAAGGGAAGCGAGAAUGUGUUUGUUCAUACGAGGAAUAUUAUUGUGUUGAUGGUCAUCAGUUGGAGACUGUUGACGACAGAUAUCUAG